CAUAUCUUGGACUGACACUUAACACACUUUCAAUAUUCAAAGCAUGUUCAAACUUAUAGCAACUUCUGAGUUCAGCAGCGUUUCCUGAGAAUCAAUCUUUCAUUUGAACUGAAUGAAUAACAGCAAAUGAGAGUUAAGAUAAUUGUUAUUCUUCUCAUUCUCACGUCUCUUCCUGAUAGAAGUGAAAGAAAUUUCAGAGCUGCUGUUCAACACAACACUUCAGAGGAAGACAAAGACAGAUGUUCAGACACUGAGCUGUGAGUGGGUGAAGGACGAUGGCGUCUGUUGAAGAGCUGCUCAUGAACUCACUGAAGGACCUGUUAGAAGCUGAACUGAAGGACUUUCAGUGGUACUUACAGAAAGAUCAUGAGUGUAUAUCAAAGAGUGACAUGGAGAAUGCAGAUAGGGUAAAUACAGUGGAUAAGAUGGUGGCGUGUUUUGGACCAGAAGAUGCUGUGAAGAUCACGGUCCGCAUCCUGGGGAAGAUGAACCAGAAUAACUUGGCCGAACAGUUAGAGAACAAACACAAGAAAGCUCAGGCUGAGUGCAAUACGAACACAUCUAUCCCUGUUGGAGCUGAUUCAGAGCUGCAAAACUUCUUGAAAACUCACAAAAACAACAUGAUGAAGAAAGCAAAAAUUAUUUUUGAGGGCAACAAAGAAAACAACACAGAUCUCAAAACUGUUUACACAGAACUGUUUAUCACAGAGGGAGAUAUGAAAGAUGUCAAUCAUGAACAUGAGAUUCUGAAGAUUGAUGAUGCUUUCAAGAACAAAAAAACACAGGACAAACCAAUCAAAUGUAAUGAUAUAUUUACUGAACUGAGGAAAAACAAUGAGGAGAAGAUUGUGCUGACCAAGGGAGUCGCUGGCAUCGGAAAAACUUUCUCAGUGCACAAAUUCAUCCUGGACUGGGCAGAAGGAAACACCAAUCAGGAUAUAAAGUGUGUGUUCCUGCUUCCAUUCAGAGAGAUCAACACAGAAAUAUUUUUUGAAGACAGAGAGGUCAAUCUCCAUGAGUUUCUGCUGAAAUUUUAUCCUGGAUUGAAGGACCUGGAGAAAUCAAAGUUAUAUAAGGAACAUAAGAUAGCAUUUAUAUUUGAUGGACUUGAUGAGAGUCGCCUGCCAUUGAACUUUAAAAGCAAAACACUGGAAACUGUUGAGGAAAGAGCACAUGUGGAUGUGCUGUUUACAAGUCUGGUCAAAAGUAAGCUGCUUCCAUCAGCUCUGGUCUGGGUGACAUCACGACCAGCAGCAGCCAAUCAGAUCCCUGCUCGGUAUGUGGGUUUGUUCACAGAAGUGCGAGGAUUCACUGACCAACAGAAGGAGCAGUACUUCAGAAAGAGAAUCACAGAUGAGACUCAGGCCUCCAGAAUCAUCUCACACAUUAAGACGUCUCGUAGUCUCUAUAUCAUGUGCCACAUUCCUGUCUUCUGCUGGAUCACAGCCACAGUACUUCAGGAUAUUCUUAUCAAGAACAAUGCAGAGAACAUCAGCACAACACUCACUGAAAUGUAUAUUCACUUCCUGCGGAUACAGAUGGCCAUGAAGAGCAAGAAGUAUGAUGAACAGGAAAAAAGAGAACAUUCAGACCAUUUAAAAUUAAAUAGAGAAAUGAUUUUGAAGUUAGCCAAGCUAGCAUUUGAACAGCUGAAGAAGGAAAACAUUGUGUUCUAUGAGAAAGAUUUGAAAGAAUGUGGUAUUGAUGUGAGUAAAGACACUGAGUUCACAGGAAUGAUUGCUGAGAUCUUUAAGAUGGAAGAUGGACUUUAUAAGACAAAGGUCUUCAGCUUUGUGCAUCUGAGUGUUCAAGAGUUCCUCGCUGCAGUGCAUGUGUUCAUCUGCUACCUGAACAAGAAUACAGAGGAGCUUCAGUUUUUCUUUGAAGAUUCACAAACUACAUUCAGACAAAAGCUUCAGUUCUUCUUUAGAAAUGUCACAUUUUAUGACUUAACAAAGAGGGCCAUUGAUAAAGCAAUGCAGAGUGAGAGAGGACAUCUGGACCUGUUCCUGCGGUUUCUGAUGGGCAUUUCACUGGAAUCCAGUCAGAACCUGCUCAAAGGCCUGAUCACACACACUAAAGACACCAGUGUGAGCAUCAGACAAACAGCUGAAUACAUCAAACAAGUACAAGACAAGAAUAUCACAGAUGAGGCUUCAGUCAACCUAUUCUACUGCCUACUUGAGCUCAAGGAUCAUUCAUUAUAUGAGGAAAUCCAGAGUUACCUCAGUUCAGAUGCACAUCCAAGAAGAGACCUCUCAUCUUCAAUGUGCACAGCGUUGACCUCAGUACUGAUGAUGUCAGAGAAGGUGCUGGAUGAGUUCAGUCCAAAGAGGUUCACGUCGUCAUCUUCAAACUACACAAGACUCGUUCCAGCUGUGAGAUGCUGCCGAAAAGCCCUAUUUGACGGCUGUGGUCUUGAUGAAACAUGCUGUGAAACUGUGUCUUCUGCUCUACAAUCAUCAAACUCUCAUCUGAGAGAGCUGGACCUGAGUAGCAAUCAACUGCAGGAUUCAGGAGUGAAGCUGCUUUCUGAUGGACUGAAGAGUUCACACUGUCAACUGAACAUACUGAGGCUAUGUGGAUGUAAUCUCACUGCUCGGUCCUGUGACAGUUUGUCUUCAGCUCUACAAUCCUCAAAUUCCCUUCUAAAUGUGCUGGACCUGAGUAACAAUGACCUGCGGGAUUCAGGAGUAAAGCUGCUUUCUGAAGGAUUAAAGAGUCCUUACUCUAAGCUGGAGAUAUUGAGAUUCUCCAUCUGUAACCUCACUGCUCAGUCUUGUGGGAGUUUGUCAUCAGUUCUACAAUCCUCACACUCUGUCCUGAGAGAGCUGGACCUGAGUAACAAUGACCUGAAGGAUUCAGGAGUGAAGCUGCUUUCUGAAGGUCUGAAGAGUCCAAACUGUCAGCUGGAGAUACUGAGAUUCUCCAUCUGUAACCUCACUGCUCAGUCUUGUGGGAGUUUGUCAUCAGCUCUACAAUCCUCACACUCUGUCCUGAGAGAGCUGGACCUGAGUAACAAUGACCUGCAGGAUUCAGGAGUAAAGCUGCUUUCUGAAGGUCUGAAGAGUCCAAACUCUAAGCUGGAGAUAUUGAGAUUUACCACCUGUAAUCUCACUGCUGAGUCUUGUGGGAGUUUGUCAUCAGCUCUACAAUCCUCACACUCUGUCCUGAGAGAGCUGGACCUGAGUAACAAUGACCUGCAGGAUUCAGGAGUGAAGCUUCUUUCUGAUGGCUUGAAGAGUCCAAACUGUCAGCUGGAGAUACUGAGAUUGUCUGGCUGUAUGGUGACAGAGGAGGGAUGCUGUUAUGUGUCUUCAGCUCUGACUUCACACCCCUCAUGCUUGAGAGAGCUGGAUCUAAGCUAUAAUCACCCUGGAGAUUCAGGAGUCAAGCUGCUCUCUGAAAAACUGGAGGACCCAAACUGCUCACUGGAUAUAUUCAAUGUGGAUCAUGGAGGAGAAUCCAGGAUUACAGCAGGACUAAAGAAAUGGGUCUGUUUUCUCACACUGGAUCCAAGUGCAGCACACAAUGGACUCAUUCUGUCUGAGGAGAACAGAAAGGUGACACGUGUGAUAGAUGUGAGAGAGAAACAGUCGUAUCCUCAUCAUCCAGACAGAUUUGAUGAUGUGCGUCAGGUGUUGUGUAGAGAGAGUGUGUGUGGACGCUGUUACUGGGAGAUUGAGUGGAGUGGACGUGAUGGUGUGUGUAUAUCAGUGUCAUAUAAGAGCAUCAGCAGGAAGGGAUCGGGUGAGGACUGUAGGUUUGGAUCUAAUGAUCAGUCCUGGAGUUUGUUCUGCUCUUCUUCCAGUUACUCAUUCAUACACAAUAACAUUAUGACUGAUCUCUCUGUGAAGUCCAUCAGCAGUAGAAUAGGAGUGUAUGUGGAUCACAGUGCAGGAACUCUGUCCUUCUACAGCGUCUCCAGAAACACAAUGAGCCUCAUCCACACAGUCCAAACCACAUUCACUCAGCCGCUCUAUCCUGGGUUUGGGUUUUAUUAUUAUGGAUCAUCAGUGAAACUGUGUUGA
Molecule: messenger RNA, 4031 nt
Organism: Cyprinus carpio (common carp)
Lineage: Eukaryota; Metazoa; Chordata; Actinopteri; Cypriniformes; Cyprinidae
Product: NACHT, LRR and PYD domains-containing protein 3-like
Molecular function (GO): protein binding
Source: RefSeq, a predicted model, not a curated record